AUGGAACCGCCGGCAAAGCGCAUGCGCAUACUGCACUCAGUCGAGGUCGACGAAGACAAUGCCGAAUACAUCAAGGCCAAGCAGAAACAACAACAGAAGCUCAAAAGCCGAUUUGAGUCGAUAUUUGAGAAGUUUGGAAAUAUGAAUCCAUCCCAAAGCGACGAGAUCGACUUCAACACAAACAGGGUGGUUGUGGAUAGAGGCCAUCUGCGAAGAAUAAAGCGUCGGGCCAAUGGCAAAGAGAAGACGCUACUGGAAACUGUAGUAAUGGGAUCUAGGAGCCAUCUGGAGGAUGAUGAAGAGGACGAGCAGGAAGGAGAGGGAGAAGAUUCGGAAGACGAACUGGCACCCCCGCAGCUGGGCAGGCCGAAGGCUGCUGGAUCGCCCGAGCAAGACACGAGCAAACAAAAGACCGCAGCCACCGAGACCAAUGCGCCCCAGCCUGCAAUAUCUCAACCAGACUUGCCAUCAACAUCCAUACCGCACUUUGGCACUCCGCAAACACCCUAUCCUCCGAAUUCCACCGCAGACAUCCUACGCCAUGUUCAGUUUCCACAAACACCUGCGGGGCAGCAAGCACAAACCGCUUUUCAUGCAAGUCUACUGCAGACAAUCAAUCAAGCGAUACAUCAAGCCGUCAGCGGCUUCAUACUGCCGAACGCCCCGAUGCUCUUCGCGAACGCUGCUCCCCCGCCGAUUACUCCAGUAACAACGGAUGACAAGGUAGCGCCUGCGACGGACCCGAAAUGGUUCUUUCCACCUCUAUCUGUACAACCACGCCGAGUUCCAGUCGCCCAAUCGAGUCCUCUCCCGGGCUAUACGACAGCACCAAUAGCGAGAGAGACAGACCAGCAUGCAGAAAAUAUCUCGAUGAAAGUCGCUGGUGGAGGAUCUGCCGCCUCAAUCCGUACAAGACCGGAUGAGAGCUCACCAACGAGACCUCGUCGGACUAGUCCGCGUGUUGAAAUCCAGAGGCGCGUCCCCAGGACUGCAAGGAAAUAUCACUUCACUCGGGAAGACGACGUAUACAUAAGCAAGCGCAAGAGAAUAGACGGUGUGCCAUGGGCGGCCAUCAAAGACGGCCAACAAAAGUGGAAGGAAUGGCCAAUGGCUGCACUUCACAGCCGCUGGAAUUUGAUCAAGGACCAGAAUCUUCACCUGCAAGAGUCUGCUGUAGCUCCUACGGGUGGUCGCGUUGUUGAGGAGAGUCAGAUCUCCAAGGAACACCAUCCCGUUGUAUCAAAGCCGCCGCACCAUCUGCCGACACCAAGUUCAUCCGAGCAUGAAGAUUAUCAUCAGAGCCUUGUCCGGUCGACAGAAGAUGGUGUUCAGAAUCUGCGUUCGUCGAGCACGCAUUAUGAUGACGAUGACCGCGAUCUGCUAUCUCUUGCUGGCAAUGAUUCCGACGAAGAUCAACUCCCGGUAAACCACGACGACGACAAUACACUUUUAGACACAUCAGGAGAUGUGAUACUGCCGUCCAUCGAGACGAGGGAUCUGAUCGAUGAGGAUACACUACAAAGCGACUUGCUUGUAGACUUACCGACGCAAGACGAUAUCGCAACACCAGUCCGGGAAUCUUCUUGCAUAGCGAUAAAAGCUGAGCCAGCCUUCUCUUCGCCAACCACACUUCGAACACGAAAGCAUGCAACACCACUCGCCGAAGUAAUACCCGAUUCACAAGAAACCGAAGACGAGCUCCAGAACGACCAUAACCCUCACAACAUGAACAUCAGACUCUCAGAAACUAUCAAGCCUGACACGAUCCAACUACCGAAUCCGCAAAAUACGCAUAUCUCUUCCCAUCGGAAAAGCCCAUCCCUCGACCUUAUCGGCACCACCACCGAAGACGAACUCCUCCCUUCACCACCCAACCCAACAACUCCAUCCUUGAACUGUGCCCACGAGCCAGUCACCCCACGAACUGCUGUCCCCUUCACCACCUACCGAACACCCAAAGUCCGCAAUGAUGACGGCAGUAGCGACAAAGGCAGCAAAUCCACAUCGAAAGCCGAUCGGAAAGCAUUCCACAAACGGAUAAAGAGGGAGUGGACAAGGAAGGGUACACCAGCGAAGGACAGUGCGGCGAAGAGAAGAUGUCUAGGGGGUUUGGAAGUGAGGAAACGGAGGUGGGUGGAUGUCGAUGGGGAGGGGAGUGAAGAUGAACUCGCUAAGUUUUGA
Messenger RNA from Alternaria hordeiaustralica, 2181 nucleotides. RefSeq lists its product as uncharacterized. Gene Ontology annotation, cellular component: nucleus. The record is from RefSeq and is a predicted model, not a curated record. The transcript has a single exon. Lineage: Eukaryota; Fungi; Ascomycota; Dothideomycetes; Pleosporales; Pleosporaceae. Gene Ontology annotation, molecular function: protein heterodimerization activity; histone binding. The coding region runs from base 1 to 2181 and encodes 726 amino acids.